Messenger RNA from Brassica napus (rape), 3362 nucleotides. RefSeq names its product aspartate--tRNA ligase, chloroplastic/mitochondrial-like. The record is from RefSeq and is a predicted model, not a curated record. The transcript is spliced from 4 exons. Bases 1901 to 2269 code for a protein of 122 amino acids. Gene Ontology annotation, biological process: aspartyl-tRNA aminoacylation. NCBI's taxonomy places the organism in Eukaryota, Viridiplantae, Streptophyta, Magnoliopsida, Brassicales, Brassicaceae. Gene Ontology annotation, molecular function: aspartate-tRNA ligase activity; ATP binding.
GAACGUAAAAGAUGUAAUAAAACAUUUUAAAAUAGGUAAGUUUUAUUUUGUACUUUCGUAAUAAACGAAGCCGAAUUAUUAGAAAAUACAAUAAAUGAAGUAGUUAAGAUUAGUUAAAAAGAGAAUGCAAAAAAUAUGUAAAGAUCACUUAAAAUUAGGAAAGUAAUACUCCAUCCGUUCCACAAUGAUAAACUUUCUAGUAUUUUCAAACAUAUUAAGAAAAUACAUUAAACUACCAUAAUAAAUAUAUCGUUUCUUGUAAUUUUCAAUUUUCAAUAACUUUUAAACAUUAGUAAUUCAAUAAAGUCAAUUAAUUUUUUUGAAGUUUACAAUUUUUUCAUAGAAAACACAAAAAAUACAUUUUUCUGAAACAAUUUUUUUUUAAAAAAAAUCUAUCAUUAAAGAACGGAGUGAAUAUUUUAUAUUUCAGUUUUAAUAGAAUAGAUAUACUAUUAGUACAUUUUUCCACUGAUCAGCGGGAACAAAAUAUAUAAAUUAUAUUUAAACCGACGUCUAGACCCAGAAAUGUUAAUUUUCUCUGGCUGGUUCAUUUUUAAUCGAUUCAGCUAAAAUCAAAAUGUUUCAAAUGGGUUUGGUAUUCUAGGCGACUAGGUGGUCGACUUCUAUAGAACCAUGAUGGUAAGCAUAUAUAAACCACGAUAGUUAAUUAAAUUUCAAGAAUGAUGUUGAUCUGAAGCUAACCCAAGAACCAAGAUGAUAGCUUUGACUGUUAAUCAAAGGUUUAGAACUGAGAAUUAAAACACACGUAAUUUGUUUGGCAAUUAAUUGAGAUUGCCUAUUUUUUGUUUUUUCAUUGACUUAAAUAGAUAAAAGUACAAGAAGCAAAUGAUGGAGCCUCAACUUAACUCCUACUAACAAGGAAACAUGGGAAAUGGAAGAGAUGGUUUCCGUAAUAGAGGGAAAGACCAUUUCUCUUCUUAUUUGCAACUGAAACAUAUCUAUAUUAUACUAUAUUAAAAGGGAUAUAUGAGCUCCAUUGAGCCUAUCCACCUCAGCAUGGAAAAUCAUCCAAUAGGAUGAGUUCUUUUUGCCAUGUCAUUCGUUCGCCGUGUCAUUCGUUCAUUCACACAACACACGGACCUCUCCGUUUCGUCUUCCUCCCAUUACACCACUUCUGAUUCUCCUUCGCUUCCAUAUCUAAGUCUCAUAAAGUUCAUUUACUUAUCAUAAAGUCUCAUCUAGCAUCGAGCGAAUCAUCUUUCACGUUUCAAUCGAAUCCACGCGGUGUUUCUGGUUCAGCCUCGAGAUCGAACCGAAAACCGCCGUUGAAGAUCGAGCCGCCGAACAGAACUGAGUGGAUCCAAUUCGCAACCGCAAAUCCCCAGCCAGAGCAGCUUCCCGUACAUGUGUCCGCGGAAGAGAAGAUGCAUUACAGAGGAGUGAGGAUGAGGCCAUGGGUGAAAUUCGCGGCGGAGAUCCGAGAUCCGAACCGUCGGGGAACUAGGGUUUCGCUCGGGACGUUUGACACGGAGAUCGAAGCCGCUAGGGCUUACGACCAAGCAGCGUUUAAACUUCGAGGGUCUAAGGCCAUUGUGAAUUUCCCGCUUGAGGUAGGGACGUGGAAUCAACACGCUGACGUUGGAUAGAACAAACGGAAGCGAGACGGAGAGGAAGAACAUACUUUUACGACAACCCGUUGCACCGGAGAAACCGUUCUCUCCAACCACCACCUUUCCCCGCCGAUCUCGCCGACGUCCAUCGCUCAUCUCGCGAGAAAGCAAACAAUCGAAUCUUUACUUUCUUACUCAACCUAUAUUAAGAGGCUUGAGGUCCGUCAAUUCAUAUAAUGAGAUUAAUAGCCAUUUUAUGUUGUUUGCUAAUAUGAAAAAUGUCUCUUUAGGCAUUACAUCAUCCAUUCACAGCUCCUAGGCCUGAAUAUAUGGAUGACUUACCUUCUGCACGAGCUCUUGCCUAUGACAUGGUCUAUAAUGGCGUCGAGAUUGGUGGAGGAAGUUUAAGGAUAUAUAAGCGGGAUGUCCAAGAAAAGGUUCUAGAGAUCAUUGGCAUCUCAGCUGAAGAGGCUGAAGCAAAGUUUGACUAUCUUCUGGAGGCUCUUGACAUGGGUGCUCCUCCUCAUGGUGGAAUUGCUAAUGGAUUAGAUAGGACGGUAAUGAUGCUGGCAGGUGCGAGUUCCAUAAGGGAUGUAAUAGCUUUCCCAAAGACAACCACUGCGCAAUGUGCACUAACCAGAACUCCCUCGGAAGUCGAUCCAAAGCAGCUCCAAGAUCUCUCCAUCCACACCAACUAAUAGCGAUCUCAUCACAAGCAUCAUUUAUGUCUUUAAUGCUAUGAGAAGAGGAGUAAGUAGAGAUGUGGUAGUGGUAUAUCUCACCUUUACUAACCUGGUUCAUGUGAUUGAUUACACAUGAAACUCAUCACUUGCAUCAAAUUCUCUUUACUUUUUUUGGUUUUGUUUUAUUAUUCUGACAAAGUCUUCUUGCAGACUAAGGUAUUGGUUUAGAGCAAAGGGAAAGCUUUCUGAUGACCAAGCCUUGCAUCGGUAAGUACCUCCACCAUCUACUUCAUAUGUGUAAAUCACCUGAACCAUAGCUAUUAUUCGUUUGGUAACAUCCCUCUCAGCGUCUAAAAAAAGCAACAGUCACUGGAGACGAGUGAACUGAUGGUGUUUAUAGGAUCAUUGAUUGAUAAAUUUAGAUCAUAGUUGAGACUCUUAAAAUAUCAUCAGACUUUUUAAAUAACAUUGACAAAUCUAUAGAAUGUUGUUCUUUCUGAAAGUUGGAUUUAUUUGUGCAUAGCAAAUUGAUAAUCUGACAAGCCACGUUGUUAUACAGAUGUGUUGUGGCAUUUGCUUCGGAUUUGAUAUUUGCAAGUAUCAGUUUGAACCCUCGCCGUAUAGCUGGUGAAUUCUUCUUAUAACAAAUUGCUGACAGAAUUCGUAAGUAAAUAAUAAUAAUUGCAUCUUCCAAUUUCGAAUGAUAAGUCGUAUUGUUCUAAAAAAAUUCAAAAGCCUUGCAAAACUUAAGAUCAAAAGUCUUGAAGGAACGUAAAUUGGAAAUUCCUGAAAACACAAGAACCAUAUAAACGAUGAAAAUAUUUUUUAAAUACAUAACUCAUAUAUCGUUUUGAUAACCUAAUAAAAUAGAAAUUAAAAUAUAUUGUAGUAUAAUUACAUAUAAACUACAAAAUUAAGAAUUUCACUAUAGAUGGGAUGAAGCUGCUCUCGACAAAUCUGAUAAAACUAAAGAAGGUUAGUAAUCAAUUUUUGAAAAAUCAUAGAUUAUUUUUUUCAUUGAAUUAUUUGUAUGCUAUACCAAGAAUCAUAUUUUAGUAUUUGUUUUAACUACAUAUAAUAGAAUUAACUAAAUAUAAAUUAACUAAAC